AUGACCUCCUCAAUGCUUCCACCCAGCGUCGCCAAAUCGAUUGAUGAUUCCAAGGCGGAGUACAGACGUCUGGGGAAUUCCGGUCUGUACAUUUCCGUUCCCAUCGUAGGAUGCAUGUCGAUUGGGAAUCCCCAAUGGGCGAAUUGGGUCCUGGGCGCCGAUGAUGCCUUGCCGUUGCUGAAAGCGGCAUAUGAUCGUGGGGUCAACACUUGGGAUACGGCAAAUAUCUACUCCAACGGCGACAGCGAGCGACUCAUAGGACGCGCCAUCAAAGAAUACGACAUACCGCGUGACAAGUUGGUGCUGAUGACCAAGGCAUGGGGAGUCACUGGCGAAGAACAGUUCGCGGCAUAUCCAAUUAUGGACCAGUUGAGGACCAGCAAAGAUUAUGUCAAUCAAUUUGCAGGCCUCUCACGCAAAGCCCUUGUCAGCGCCGUGGAUCGCGCACUUGAACGUCUAGGCACGACAUACAUCGACCUCUUCUGGAUCCAUCGCUUCGACCCAUACACACCGAUCGAAGAGACCAUGGAAACCUUACAUCAUCUUGUCGUCUCGGGCAAAAUCCGCUAUCUUGGCGCAUCUAGUAUGUGGACGUUUCAAUUCGCCAUGAUGCAAUUCUGCGCCGAGAAGAACGGGUGGACCAAAUUCGUCGCCAUGCAGAAUCACUAUAGUCUCCUCUACAGGGAAGAAGAGAGAGAAAUGAACAAGUACUGCGCCCUCACCGGCGUAGGCAUCUGUCCUUGGGGCCCUUUAGCGCAGGGACAACUUGCCCGUCCUCUCAGUGUCCGUGGCAGCACUAAACGAUCUGCGAGCGGCGAUGGAGAUCCGUCCAACACGCGCGACGAGGCUCUAGAGAUCAUUCGACGCGUGGAGCAGCUGGCCGAGAAGAAGGGCUGGACCAUGAGUCAGGUGACAUUGGCUUGGACCCUAAAGAGAGUCACCAGCCCGGUCAUUGGGUUCAGUACGGUGCAGCGAAUUGAAGACGCAUUGACCGCGAGGGGCAAGAUGCUGACUCCCGAAGAAGAAGCGUUCUUGGAGGAGCCGUACACACCCUUGAACAUAGAAGGCCACUUCUAA
Molecule: messenger RNA, 1077 nt
Organism: Exophiala xenobiotica
Lineage: Eukaryota; Fungi; Ascomycota; Eurotiomycetes; Chaetothyriales; Herpotrichiellaceae
Exons: 3
Coding region: 1-1077 (358 amino acids)
Source: RefSeq, a predicted model, not a curated record